This is a messenger RNA of Aspergillus calidoustus, 2889 nucleotides long. The record is from the annotation of a GenBank genome assembly. NCBI's taxonomy places the organism in Eukaryota, Fungi, Ascomycota, Eurotiomycetes, Eurotiales, Aspergillaceae.
AUGUGGGGGAGACGCAUCGCGUCAACCAGAUGCGCUGGACUCCGUUGUUGCCCUGCACGAGUCUAUCGACCGCUUCGGCCAGUCUCAUCGCUCUCCCGCCCCUCCCCCUCAUUUCUCCCGUCAAAACCUCACCUAGCCCCUCUUUGCUGUUCACCUCUCUACCUCCGCACACUCUCGGCUUGUUUGGCCAGACCCGCGAUAUCGUUCACUCCCGGAAGGCACUGUUCUUCUGAAUUCCGUGCCAUGGCAUUGCAGGACAGAGAGAUCCUCCCCAGCGAGGUCAAGCCCAUCCACUAUGGCAUCUCCCUUUUUGACCUUCAACUCGGCGGCUCGUGGAGCUAUAAGGGUGUCGUCAAAAUCAGCUCCAAGGUCAAUGGCCCGACAAAGGAAGUGGUCCUUAACUCGAAGGAGAUUGAAGUUCAGCACGCCGAGAUCAUAGGGACGGACGGCGCAGAAUUGGCAAAAGCAUCUGAUAUAACCUACGACAAGAAAUCAGAGCGUGUGAAGCUCAAGUUUCUUGAUGAUCUUCCUCAAUCAGAUAUCGUUGUGUCCAUCUCCUUUACCGGUACAAUGAAUAAUGCCAUGGCUGGGUUCUAUCGCUCCAAGUACAAGUCUGCAGUCGAAGCAACUCCUGAUACACCAAAGGAAGGAGACUUCCACUACAUGCUGAGCACCCAAUUUGAGUCUUGCGACGCGCGCCGGGCCUUUCCUUGCUUUGAUGAACCGAAUCUCAAAGCUACGUUUGACUUUGAGAUUGAAGUUCCCAAAGGCCAAACGGCGAUCAGCAACAUGCCGGUCAAGUCGGAAAGAAGCGGUAGUAAACCCGAGCUUAAAGUUGUUUCUUUCGAUACGACCCCUGUGAUGAGCACCUACCUCCUGGCCUGGGCAGUUGGUGACUUUGACUAUGUCGAAGCUCUGACAGAACGUAAAUACCAAGGGAAGAGCAUCCCUGUCCGUGUUUACACGACCAAGGGUCUCAAAGAACAGGCCCGGUUCGCUCUUGAAUGUGCUCACAGGACUGUUGACUACUUUUCCGAGGUUUUUGAGAUUGAAUAUCCAUUGCCCAAGGCGGACCUCCUGGCCGUGCAUGAGUUUGCCAUGGGGGCCAUGGAAAAUUGGGGUCUUGUGACAUACCGCACGACUGCUGUUUUGUUCGACGAGGGCAAAUCAGAUACCCGCUACAAGAAUCGAAUUGCCUACGUCGUUGCACAUGAACUGGCCCACCAAUGGUUCGGCAACCUGGUGACCAUGGACUGGUGGGAUGAGCUCUGGUUGAACGAAGGGUUUGCCACAUGGGUUGGAUGGCUCGCUGUCGACCAUUUCUAUCCAGAAUGGAACAUCUGGUCUCAGUUUGUGGCUGAGGGUGUCCAACAAGCGUUCCAGCUUGACUCGUUGCGUGCCUCCCACCCCAUUCAAGUACCAGUGAGAAAUGCUCUAGAGGUCGAUCAAAUCUUUGACCACAUCAGCUACCUCAAGGGAAGCUCGGUAAUCCGCAUGCUAAGUACACACCUUGGCCGAGAGACGUUCCUUAAAGGAGUAGCCCAGUACCUAAAGGCUCACGCAUACGGCAAUGCCACCACUAAUGACCUCUGGUCUGCCCUGAGCGAGGCAUCCAAACAGGACGUUAACAGCUUCAUGGACCCCUGGAUUCGCAAAAUCGGAUUCCCAGUCGUAACUGUCGUGGAAGAGACUGGAAAGGUCAAUGUACGCCAAAACCGAUUUCUUUCAACUGGAGAUCCCAAACCAGAAGAAGACCAGACAACUUGGUGGAUUCCCCUUGGCAUCAAGUCCGGCACAGAACUAGUGGCCCAGAAACCUCGUGCUCUGGUUUCCAGAGCGGACACCAUUGAGGGUAUUGGAGAGGAUUCAUUCUAUAAGAUUAACAAAGACCUGUCGGGAUUUUAUCGAACCAACUACCCAGCCUCUAGACUAGAGAAGCUCGCCCAAUCCCUUGAUUCACUCAGUACUGAGGAUAAGAUCGGCUUGAUUGGUGAUGCUGCUGCUCUUGCUGUCUCUGGAGAAGGAUCCACCGCUGCCCUGCUGUCGUUGUUGGAGGGCUUCAAAGAUGAAAAGAACUACUUGGUCUGGUCUCAGAUUUCGUCUUCUGUUGGCAACUUGCGGUCCGUCUUCUCCCAAAAUGAAACUGUAGCCCAAGGCUUGAAGAACUUUGCUCGAGCUUUGUCCUCCCCCGCAGCCGACAAGGUCGGUUGGGAAUUCAAGCCGGAUGAGGAUUACCUCACCGUACAGCUCCGGAAGCUUUUGAUCUCAAUGUCAGGCCUUGCAGGCAACGAAAGCAUCGUCGCCGAGGCCAAGCGUCGAUUUGACCUUUGGGCCACAGGAAAAGACAAGGGCGCCGUGCACACCAACCUCCGCUCCACGAUAUUUAGUAUUGCGGUAUCCGAGGGCACACGCUCCGAAUUUGACGCUGUGAAAGACGAAUAUCUCAAGACUGAUUCCGUCGAUGGAAAGGAGAUUUGCCUUUCUGCCCUCGGACGCACAAAGAACGCCGAGCUGGUCAACGAAUAUUUGGACUUUGUAUUCUCAGACAAAGUCGCGAUCCAGGAUGUCCACAACGGUGCAGUUUCCUUGGCCGCCAACUCCAAGGUUCGCCACCUGCUGUGGGAAUACUUGAAGAACAACUGGAAGUUCGUAGAGGCCCGCCUUUCUGCGAACAAUGUUGUUUUUGAGCGCUUUGUGCGAAUGGGUCUGUCAAAGUUCGCAGAUCAUGGCAUUGAAGGAGAUAUUGCUUCCUUCUUCCAAAACAAAGACACGAGUGUCUAUGAUCGUGCAUUGGUGAUUGUGGCGGACAGCAUCCGAACCAACGCCAACUACAAAGAGAGAGAUGAGAAACAGGCUCUGGAAUGGCUUCAGACCCAUGGAUACGCUUGA